CGGAGGAAACAGCUUGCCAGGCCUACAUUAUUAUCUCUCACGCCGCGGCCCUGAUGUUCCAUCGAUGAUUGCAGCCUCUCUCGAUGGAUCCCGUCUCCGCCAUCGGCCUUCUGUCCGGCGUGUUUCAGAUCGCUCAGUUCAUCAAAGACACCGCCGGAGGACUGGCCCAGCUGUAUGGCAAAUACAGUCAUGCAGACCUCACUAUCCAAUCACUCAUCAGUGAGCUGACAAUCAUCCGAUCGGCCAUCACCCAGCUGCACGAGUGGGCGAACUAUAAUGUCCGGGACUCGGCCCAACCGGAGUUUGUCGACGGGCUCGAGAUCGCUCUGGACGGCUGUCGCGCGGUCAUGGGGGUUCUUUCUGACGAGGUUUUGGCUCUGACAAAGGGUGCGUCACUGAACGGCGAUGGGAUCGGAUUCCGAACCCGAGUGAAGGUCGUCUGGAAUGAAGAUAGCAUGCGAGAGCAUCAGGAAAGACUGCGGGCGCAGGCCCAAGCGUUGCAGCUCCUGCUGCAAGCCUGUCUAUGGUGAGCAUUCCCAUGCAGCAGCAAGCAGCAAUAGGUCACUGUGUGCUAAGGACGAGUUCUCAGUCGAACGUCAGCCGAGCAGGUCGAACUGCUACGAAGA
Messenger RNA from Aspergillus ibericus CBS 121593, 626 nucleotides. Its product is annotated as ankyrin repeat protein. Lineage: Eukaryota; Fungi; Ascomycota; Eurotiomycetes; Eurotiales; Aspergillaceae. The coding region runs from base 84 to 530 and encodes 148 amino acids. The record is from RefSeq and is a predicted model, not a curated record. The transcript has a single exon.